UAUAUAGACACUGAUGGUGAUUUAAAAAGAGUCCUGAACAAUUUCUAUUUCUUUGCUUAAACAGAGGGCACCCUUUUUUUUUUUGGUUCUCUGUUCUUUGAGAAUUGCCCUGCAUCUGUAGAUUGUGUGCAAGUAAAGCUCCAUAGCCAACACCUCAAUGGAGCUUAGACUCAUUAUCAUUGCAACUCUGUUAGCUACCAUUUCUCUCCUUGAUCUUUCCUCAGCCCGCAAGGAGGGGCAGAAAUGCAUCAAGAACAGCGACUGUGACUCGGGCUUGCACUGCGAGACGUGCCUUGCAGACGGGAACCUGGUGCCCAAAUGCACCAGAACCCAACCCAUAAGCCCCAUUUCUCAGGUCAAAACGCUGCCGUUUAAUAGGUAUUCAUGGUUGACAACCCACAAUUCGUUUGCGAGGUUAGGCGAAAGGUCGGCGACUGGCUCUUUAAUUCUUGCUCCUACUAAUCAGCAAGACAACAUUACCGAUCAGCUUAAUAAUGGUGUUAGAGGGUUAAUGCUCGAUAUGUAUGACUUUCAGAAUGAUAUUUGGUUAUGUCACUCGUUCGGGGGCAAUUGCUACAACUAUACAUCUUUUCAACCUGCCAUUAAUGUUCUCAAAGAAAUUCAAGCAUUUCUUCAAGCAAACCCAUCAGAGAUUGUGACCAUCAUCAUUGAAGACUACGUCACAUCACCAAAGGGCUUGACCAAGGUGUUUGAUGCUGCUGGCUUGAGAAAAUUCUGGUUCCCAGUGUCAAGAAUGCCCAAAAAUGGCGGAAAUUGGCCAACAGUUGCUGAUAUGAUCCAGAAAAACCAGCGUCUGGUGGUUUUCACUUCGAAACGAGCAAAGGAGGCCAGUGAAGGGAUUGCCUACGAGUGGAACUACGUGGUAGAAAACCAAUAUGGAAACGGUGGCAUGAUUGCCGGGUCGUGUCCAAAUCGCGCAGAAUCAUCUCCCAUGAACACAACAACAAAAUCAUUAGUCCUAGUCAAUUAUUUUCGAGAUCUUCCAGACGUAACCCAAGCUUGUAAAGAUAAUUCAGAGUCAUUGCUUCGCAUGGUCAAUACAUGUUCUGAUGCCGCUGGUAAAAGAUGGCCUAACUUCAUUGCAGUUGAUUUUUACAAGAGAAGUGAUGGUGGGGGAGCUCCUAGAGCAACAGAUGUGGCAAAUGGUCAUUUAGUUUGCGGGUGUGGAACCAUCGCCAACUGCAAGGCCAAUAUGAGUUUUGGAGUAUGUCCAGAGCCUGAGGCUGAUGUUAUACCUACAGCUGCACCACCAAACACCAACUUUGGUUAUUCAAAUAGGGGGCCAGUUCAAAUCCAGUGGUUGUUUGGGAGUCUUCUUGUGACCCUUCUCCUGUUGUUGUCUUUGUAGAUUCUACAACCUGAAGUAUUCUCGUCUGCAUUCUUUAACACAAUUAAAACAAAAAGGAAAUCUAAUCUCUAACCAGCAUGAAGUUGACUGUCAAUUUGGAAUUUGAAUUAGUGUGUUGAAUGGGACUCAUGUGAUCAUUAAAAAGAAAUUAACAGACAGAAAAACAGCAUGCCUUCCAGCUUUUUGUAAUUGUGGGAAACUUUUGGAGGCAAUCUUUUGUCAUUGUGCAGUGCACAUGGAAGCAUGAUGGAUUUUAUAUUUCUUUUAGAUUUGCUGGGUAUAUCUUUUCAAUUGAUAACGUAAUUGUCUGAGUUGGGAACAUUUUUGUUGGUGAGCUUGUGGUGUGUAUAUAUAUAUAUAUUUGGUCUACUCUGGCUGCAGAGG
Messenger RNA from Prunus avium (sweet cherry), 1753 nucleotides. RefSeq names its product PI-PLC X domain-containing protein At5g67130-like. Lineage: Eukaryota; Viridiplantae; Streptophyta; Magnoliopsida; Rosales; Rosaceae. The record is from RefSeq and is a predicted model, not a curated record. Gene Ontology annotation, biological process: lipid metabolic process. Gene Ontology annotation, molecular function: phosphoric diester hydrolase activity.